This is a messenger RNA of Rhizophagus irregularis DAOM 181602=DAOM 197198, 1695 nucleotides long. RefSeq lists its product as uncharacterized. Lineage: Eukaryota; Fungi; Glomeromycota; Glomeromycetes; Glomerales; Glomeraceae. The record is from RefSeq and is a predicted model, not a curated record. Gene Ontology annotation, molecular function: protein binding.
UUUAUUUCUCAAAAAAAAAAAGAAAGAAAAUAUUACAAAAAAAGUAUUAUGUUAAGAAUGAAUAUUAAUAAUCUUAUAAAAAUAUUUUUUUUAUUGGUAAUUUUAUCAAUAGAAAUUGGACAAUCAUUAAUUCCGCUUGACCGUUAUUCGACAAGUUCAAUUCUUAUAGAUAAAAAAUUAUUUUUUUUUGGAGGAGAAACAGUUCAUAAUCUAAAACCGUCAACAACAUUAGAUCAAAUAUUAUAUCUCGAUGUAUCAAAACCAUUUAAUACAGUGAAUCCACCAUUUGAAGAAUUACCAAAUACAAUUCCAUUUGGAAGUUCAUAUGCAAUAGCAUUCCCUAGUUCUCAAAAAAAUGUAAUUUAUUUAUUUGGAGGAAUUACAGUGAAUGUAAAUACUGAUUUAGAUGAUUUUAAAUCAAUUUUACAUUCAUAUAAUUUAGAAACUAAUCAAUGGACCAUACCGACAACAAGUGGAAUUGCACCUGGAAGAAGAAGAGAAAUUAGUGGUGUUAUUAACAAUAACACUGGAAAAUUUUAUGCUUUUGGUGGACUUAGUGAUCAAUUUACUGGAACUCCUAAUAAUACCAUAGCAUUGAAUGAUAUGAAUAUAUUUGAUAUUAAUACUUUAGCUUGGUCAAAAGGCUCUACAAUAAAUGCUCCACUUCCUCGUGCGGACUAUACUGCUACUUUGUUAUCUAAUGGAAUUAUUGUUUUUAUUGGUGGAAGAGAAACUAAUGCUUUUCGUGAUGUUGACAUAAAUCAGCUUGCCCUUUAUGAUACGAAAGUUGACAAGUGGUCAUUAAUGACGGCACGAGGUGUUACUAUGGAAAAUCGUUUUUUACAUUCCGCAGUUCUAACACCAGAUGAAAGAAUAAUUAUUUUUGGUGGACGUAAAGUUCCUAACGAUGAUCCAGUUUUAAAUCAACUUGCUGUAUUAAAUACAAAGAUGACACCUUAUGAAUGGUCAAUUCCACAAGUUCCCGCCAUAGAUAAUAUGCCUUUAACAACUUCUGCACAUUCGGCUACAUUAGUUGGAAAUUAUAUGUUUAUAAAUUUUGGUCAAAUAACUCCAAUUACUAAUCCUCAAAUACAGUUACCAUUUUUUUAUAUUCUUGACAUAAGAAAUUUUACAUGGAUAAUACAAUUCGAACCUGAAAAAUCAACAAUUGAUACUACCAGUGUAAAUAAAUCACCAUCUAACUCAACUAGUAACUCACCUGAUUUACCUGUGGAAAAAUCUGAUAAUGGUAAACAAAUUGGUAUUAUUCUUGGAACUGUCGGUCUCAGUAUUGGUAUUGGCAUUGUUGUUGGAUUUUUAGGUUAUAAAUAUUAUAAAAAACAAAAAUAUAAGCAUGCUAUACCUACUGCUGGGAGUCCAACUAUUUAACCAAAAAUUAUAAAACAAAUAUUUUAAGAUUUUAUACACCCUUCUUCAUAUUCUGAAUGUUUCGAUUCUUCAAAAUAAUAGUAAACGUGCCAUAGAACCCACGGCUGGGGAAAUUCAAAACUAAAAAUACUAAUUGACCUAUAAAUUUUACAUGAAUAGUUAUUUAUAAUAUCAAAGGAUUUUGAUUAAUUUUAUAAUAAAAAAAAAAUGUGUUUAUAGAAAUUAAUUAAUUAUCUAAGGGAUUGAUUUUAGUUAGGACAACAGAAAUUUAAAGUAAGAUUUAUAUUAAAUAAAAUUACUAUAUCU